AAAAUAGGAGAAACAUUUGCAUCAUCAAAUUGUAGUUGCAUUUAUUCCAUAUGUAGAGGUUUAGAAAAAUGAAAGAGAAAGAUAUUCGGAGAGCUGUUAUUAGCAGUGAAGACGAAACUACUGAUGAUGAGGCAGCUGUUGACAAAAUUUUUGAUGUUAUCGAAGAAUAAACAAUAAACAUUUCGGACUAAGAAGAAACAGUAGUCGCCAGCGAUAUAUUUAUUGGUAAAGAUAGCACUGAAUGAAAUACAAUACCACAUGCUACUGGCAAGACACCUUCACACAAUAUAAUAAAAGGAAGCCUCCAUAAGGUGAUAUUGCCUAUAUGGUGGCUUUGGAACGGUAUUAUGAUGGCUAUGUUGAACAUGGAAUAUUAUUAGGCAUGUAUGAUCGGGCUGAAUUAGAAUCACAUUAUUCUUUGUUUGUAGAUGCUAUGUUAAAGCAUCAAGCUCUAUCUUUGCAUCAUAGAAUGCUGUCCCAUAUAUACCAGGUAACACUGGCUUUCUUGAAGAAACAUGAUGAUUUAAUCUUGGUUCAGGCCGAUAAAAGUAUGGCAACUAUAUUGAUGUUUCGUUCUGAUUAUAUUUCGAAGAUGGACACUUGGCUCUCCUCCUAUUUGUCUUCCGGUGCUUGUAUCAAGUUUACUGGUAAUAAAAAUAUGUUGUUGAGACGCUUGCUUGCCUUGUAUAAAAGAGUGGUUUUACCUCUGCGUCAUUUGUAUGCCUUGAAUCCUUCCAUUUAUCCCUCCAACAUACACAAAGAUUUACUUAUUAAAUUACAGGACCCACCUCAGAUUUCUUAUUUGUAUGGUUGCAUAAAGACUCACAAACCAGAUUUUCCCAUUCGUCCGAUUUGCAGCCCUAUUAAUUGGUACAUUGGCCCUUUGCAUAAACUAUGCACCUAUUUUUUAACAGAAAUUUUGGGAGAUAGGUUGUCUACUCAUAAUCUCAAAAAUAUGGAUGAUUUGACCGGUCAUCUCUUAGAUCUAAGCCCUAUUCCUGAUUAUGUAUUUGUAACCUUGGACAUAAAAGAAAUGUACCCUAAGACUCCUUUGGUGCCUUUAUGGCAGGUUCUAGAGAAUUUAAUGUCUUUCGACUGGUUUCAGGCUAAUUAUUUCUCUUUCAAUUCCAUUUGGUACCAGCAACUUGAGGGGUUGCCCCAAGGCGGCUCUGCUUCUGGUCUGUUGGCUACAUUGUAACAUUGCUACAUUGGAAAUAUAUUACAACCUUAUUUUUUCGGCUCACCAUGUUAAAGCUUGGUGGAAAUUCAUUGAUGAUGUGCUGGUUCAUAUGCCUAAGACUUAUGUAUUGGAUUUUGUAUCAGCUUUCUCCCAUUGGACAGGUUUUGAGGUGACUCAUGAAGAUGAAUCUAUGAAUGAUAGUUGUUCUGGUUGUCCAACCAUAUCCUUUCUGGACUAUAAUAUAUCCCGUACACCUACUCAAUUCCUAAUAUCCCUGUAUUUAAAACCUACCGCAUCUCAUCUUAUA
Messenger RNA from Teleopsis dalmanni, 1487 nucleotides. RefSeq lists its product as uncharacterized. The transcript has 2 exons. The coding region runs from base 326 to 1198 and encodes 290 amino acids. The record is from RefSeq and is a predicted model, not a curated record. NCBI's taxonomy places the organism in Eukaryota, Metazoa, Arthropoda, Insecta, Diptera, Diopsidae.